UCAACACAGCCUUCUACAACACACUAGCUCUACGACCUUCUGGUUGAUUUUGAAAUUUCCAACACAAUUCUUCGAUUAUUUACAUUGAAAGAAGUUGUUAUAAUCAGUAAAUGUGCUUCUUGAGAAAUGGAGGACGGCCCUGAUAUUGAAGCUAACUCGAACAUACGGUUCAUCACACAACAUCAUGCAGUUUUUCCUUCUGAUGAAGUGAAACUGUCGAAUGACCAUUGCAGUUUGGUAGCUGUUGCUGGCAAAUAUGGUUUGAUUUUCGUUGGCUGUGGGACAAUUAUCAAAGUGUUUGAAACCAAAAGUGUGGUGGAGGCUGGAGAGAAUCCUUUGGCAACUGUAAAUACUGGUGCUACUAUAACCCAUGUUUCUAUCAGUUGUGAUGGCCUCACACUCAUGGUCAUCAUCCUUCACAAUAAUACGUCACAUGCCCUCUUCUAUGAGAUUCGCAACUUUGCGCCACAGUGUGGAGAUCAAAAACCAUUUGUCAGCAUAGCAGUGAGCACUAGCAGUGGAGUAAGAGUAGAGGGACUCGCUUGGAACCCCCUUGAUCCUAGUAGUGUUGCUUUAGCAACUUCCCCUGGCUCACUUGCAAUCAUCACUCUCAAAGAUAAUGGAGUAGAUAUCAGCUCAAAAGAUAUUAAAGCUCGAGCUGUGGGAUGGUCUCCAAAGGGAAAGCAGUUAACAGUGGGCUUGGCAGAUGGAACACUUGCAUUGUUUAAACCAGAUCUGACUCCAGUACGGGCUGUGCCUCGGCCACCCAUGGAUGGCAUUGGCCCAGUGCUUAGUAUAACUUGGUUUAGCAAUACAGAAUUUUUCAUUAGCUACAAGGUUGAGCCCGAGGACAUUGGUCAUGUGAUGAUGUAUGUGAAUGCCCCUAAAGCCAAAGAACCAAGAUUUGUUACUUAUGACUUCUUGUGCAACUACAAUCAAGGCCCUCGACCACCCAUGUUUUAUCCUGCCUUUUUUGCUGAAUGGAGCCUCUUGUGUGUAUUAUCAUCACGAGCCAUUCAGCUAGGAGUCUUGGGGCACUCUGGAAAAGAAAGUAAUGUCACUUGGUGUGAAUAUGAAAUAGAAGAAGGUGCUGUAGCAGAGGUGCAUAAUGUCUCUGUAACUGAGGAAACAUUUCCUUUGGGGAUAGCUGUGGAUUUUACAUCACAAAAGGUUUUUAUGAGUAAAGAUCAGAUCUGCUCUGGCCCUUGCCCAGUAAUUUACACUUUAUCAACUGGGGGAGAACUCAAUAUGUUCCACGUAGUUAAUUGUAAACCUGGUAUUGAUCCUCUGGUCUGCCAACUGGAGGACUUACCCAAAAGUGGACACCGCAGUCCACAACAGUAUGGAGCUGCUAGUUAUAUUGUUCCAGCAUUGGGAGUUCCUGCUGCCAUCCCCACAUUUUCUGCCAGUGUACCCGCUGAUGCCACACCUUUAACCUUAAAUGUACCAGUACCUGUAGCAGCAGCAACAUCUUCUGCAUUUGCUGGGAAAGCCUUUCCUGUUAUGCCAUCUUUAUUUAACAGCUCCACAUCAGGACAGCAAGUUGGAUCACUGUUGGGACCAAAAAUAGCCCCCUUUUCUCAGUCAACAGCUAAUACUGCAAAGUCAAGCUUUUCAUUUACAAAGCCCACUUCCAGUCCUUUUGCUCCUAGUAUUCCUGUCACAGGCAGUUCAGUGUUUGGAACAGCAAAAGAAUUACCUGCAUCACUUUUCAAGAUAGCCCUUGUUUCCCAGCCAUCCAUUUCAUCAUCAUCUGUCUUGACACCCAGCACUGUAGUGCCAUCUGCAACACCAUAUAGUCUUGAAGUAAAGAGUGAAGCUAGUAAAGCAUCCUCUGGUGGAAACAGCACUCCACAAAUACCAGCAAACACUUUAGGGCAGGGAUUAAAGUUUACCUCUGUUCAGUUGCCACAAGCCAAUAUUGCUACUGGGAGUAUUAGUCGGGGAAAACCAGCCCUCAACCCAGUGAGCUCAACUCCUGUAAAACUUAAUUCACCUACUCCUGACACAACAAAGCAAGUCGAUAGCCAGCCUAGCAGCAAAUCUCAAAGUCCAGCACCUGCCACUCAAUCAACACCACUAGGAAGAGAUAUAGAUGAAGGUCUUACAUCAACUAUUGAAAUCGCACAAUCCCAGUUUGAUGAGGAACUACAGAGUCAUGUAAACAUCAAUCAAUCUAACAAGGAGGUUGGCAAACACCAUGAAAUGGGAAGUAUUCGACAGUCUCUAGCUCAAGAGGCAGAAUGGAUCGCCCAGAUGUCCACUACUACAUCGGAGUUGACAAGAGAGGUGACAGAUUUGCAUUCUGAGAUUGUGGAUGCCUAUACAUUGUUAGAGGAAGCUGAAGCACAACUCAACAAAAGCAAAAAUCCUCGGCACAACUUGUCUCUUCAGUGUCGGCCACUGGACCCUCAUAGUCGCAAGAAACUUGAAGAAAUUCGCUCUUUAUAUCAGUAUCUUCAAAGUCAGCUGGUGGAGGUGAACACUAGGCUUCACCUAGAUUGGGUAGCCUUUACAAAUAACAUGAAAAACAAGAAAAAACAAGGGUUACCUGAAACAGAAACUCUCUACCAAGCUCUGAGUAAGUACCACAGCCUUCGAAGGAUGCGUGAGAGAGAAAUAAAUACAAUGUGUGACCGAUUCAAAGCUCUUCAACUCAAUUAUCUGGCCUUUGAACUUUCAUCAUCCCAUUCUCAAUAUGAUGAUGAUGAAACUUUAGCUAACCUUGAGCGAACCCUGAGAGAGACGACACUUUCCCCAAACACAAACGUUUCACCAUUCAAAAUGCUUCCUCCCAAGGAGCAGAACAAAUUACAGAUGGCACUGUCACAGAGACGCACAAUUCCUUUAAGGAAAUGUACAAACUUCCCCAAGAUGGAUCUCAACUCUCUUGAAAGCCUUUCCUCAUCUUGUAGUCAUGAAGGAUCUCCAGAUAUAUCAUCUGUGUUACACAAUACGCAACCUUCUUUUUCAAGCAAUCUAGAGUCUUCCAUGUCGGCAUCCUUUGGACCCCAGACAUUUUCUACUCCAAAUCGAGUUAUUAAAAUGUCUCCAGUGAAAACUGUGGUUGCCAGAGCUAAACAGAAAAAUCAGGAGUGUACUGCUGAUACAUCAAGUCAGUUUGUACCUGUAGCACAACUGAGUGAUAGUGUACCCUCCACCUCCAUUGCAGCACCAAAAGUUGCUUCAUUCUCUGCAAUACCUGGAAAUGGAACACCUGGUUUUUCCUUUACCGGUGUAAGUGCUGGUUCAAAAACAAAUGGAACCGAAUCUAUUGGUGUCACCGGUAUAAAUAAGCCUCAGUAUGAAGAUAUAACUCCACCUCAGACCCCAGACAAUAAAGUGGAAGUUGGAAUGAAAACUGCAAGCCCAUUACUAGCAUUGUCUUCAUUGGUGUCAAAGGUACCCACCACUACAGUUGGAGACACAAAUCCUCCAAGUGUAUCUCUUUCUGAUAGCAAGCCCAUUUUUAAGAAUACAUUUGGUGCAAAUUCUACAUCAGAUUUUACAAAAGUUCAGACAGCAGAUGCAGUGGUCCCUUCUUUGCCAGCGUUCUCUCAUAAACCUCUGUCAUCAGCUUCACUGAAAACAUCUUUACCAUCUUCUAUCUCAAUUUCUUUCACACCUUUUUCCCCACCAACCACUAACUUUUCUUCUACUCCAGUGGGAAGCUCUUCUGAUAAGACACCAAGUGUGUGUACAUCCACCAGUUCACUAUUUAAACUACCUUCUACUGUAAUUGAAUCUACUAGUGCAACUGAGGCUUCACAGACAUUUGUAACGCCAAGCAGCACGUUUUCCUUCAAACCUUCAUCCUCAGUCACUCCAACUGGUAAUAUGUCAUUUUCUUUUAAGUCACCCACACCUCCCAGCAGUCAGCUUACCUCAGCAACAACUACAAGCUCUGAAGGAUCGCUAACUGGAACUUCAUCAUUUUCAGCAAUGCUGUCUAAGCCUGGUAAUAUCUUUGGUGGUGUGAUUGCUGGAACAGCUGAGGUUGGUUCUGUUUCUUCCCCAGUUGUCACAACUAUAUCGUUUACAAGUCCAGGCUUACAAACUACAACCACCUCAACUAGUUUGUUUUCUACAAAUAUUGAAACGGCACCAAUUGUUGAAUCUGACACGGCUUCUUCAACAUCAGUUGACUCAGAUACAGCCUCAAAUGCAACAAUUGUAGCUGAUAAUGCUGGCUCUUCAGGUGGAUGUGAUGCUGUUGGACAGGAAGAAUCAGCUGCAAAUAUACUUGAAGGACAAACAUCACCUGCUACUGCAGCAUUACCAGUUCCUUCGAUAUCGGGAACAAUUACAUCCACCCCUAGCAUUUUGUACUCCAAAGAACAAGUUGUUAAUGUAACCAGUAAUGAUCCAGUUGAGUUACCAUCAUCUAGUGAUGUAAGUGGAAAGACUCAGGAGACAGAAUCCUCUAGUUUGUUUGCUAGCAGCACAUCCACAGCACCUCCAAAGCUUUUUUCAAACCCUGCAUCUGUUAAUAGUUUGUUUGGAAGUUCAACAGCUGUCUCAGCGAGUUUGUUUGGAGGUACUCCUAGUUUAUUUGGAGUUACAUCUACAGGAUCUGGGGGUAUCUUUGGAACAACAACAACUUCUGCAUCUGGUAGUAUUUUGGGAGGUGUAACUACAUCUUCAAAAAGUAUCUUUGGAGGUACAACUGCAUCCUCAACUGAAAGCAUUUUAGGAGGCACACCUUCAACUUCUACAAUUAGUAUAGGAACUCCCAGUAGUAGUACAACAACAACAGCUACAUCAGAUAGUGGCAUAUUUUCAAGUUCAACCACACCUGCAAGUGGAAGCAUGUUUGGUAUGUCAUCAGUGUUGUUAGGGGGUAGUUCAGGCACCAGUUCCAUUCCAUCUUCUGGUACUAUGUUUGCCAGUGCAGCAUCAGUACCAUCAUCCACAGGCAGCCUCUUUGGUACAGCUGCUGCUGCUGCCUCUGGCACCAGUACUACUACUUUUGGACAAACUUCAGCUUUUGGAGCCCCAACAACAUCGAAUUCAGGGUCAGCCUUUAGUUCUCUGAGUUCUGCUGGCAGUGGUUUUAGCUUGAACACAACUACUACAACACCAGCUGUUGGUUCUGCUUUUGGACAGACAUCUACUCAGGGUUCUACCUCUGUAUUUGGUCAGACCUCUCCAAGCUCGACUGGAUCAAUAUUUGGGGCCCCAUCCACAACAGGAUCAGUAUUUGGUGGUACAGAUCAAAGUGGUGCUCUAUUUGGUAGUCCUCCACCAAAAAGCACAGGAAUAUUUACUGGAACUUCUGCUCAGUCAUCAGGAUCAACUUUAUUUGCGCAGCCCAUCACAAGUUCAGGAUUCGGCAGUAAAAGUGAAGGAUCGGUAUUUGGCCAGAACUCGGCAGCAGCUGCUUCACCAUUUUCCACAGCCAGCACAACAAAACCAGAUUCUACACUGUUUGGAUGCUCUCCUGGUUUUGGAACAGGUACAAACAGUGGAGGAGGUUUCUUCAGUGGACUUGGCAGCAAACCUAGUGAAGAUAGUGCCAGCAAAAAUGUCUUUGGUUCCACCUCAUUUCCAACCAGUAAACCUCAAACUACUAACAGUUUGUUUGGAGGUACAAGUACAACCAAUAGUCCUUUUGGAAAUACUGGUGUAUUUGGAGGUAGUACUGGCAGUGGAAAUAGUAGCAGUUUCACUACUGGAGCAGGGCAAGUUAACCAGAGUGGAUUUGGUGUUACAUCACCUCAGACUCCAACAGGCUUUGGUGGUGGCUCAGCCUUUGGCAGUUCCCAAGCCUUUGGUGCUUCUCCAGCAUUUGGUACACCUCCAAAAUUUGGUAACUCUCCAACUUUUGGUGGCAUACCAACAUUUUCAACUCCAAUGGGAGGAUCCCCAGGUGGAGGUUUUAGCAAUUUUGCAUCAUCAGGUGGAUCGACAUUCGGAUCAGUAGCAAGUUCAUCACCAGGAACUGGCUCAGGAUUUGGAAGUUUCUCUUCUCAGAACAAUACAGCAUCUUUUGGGGGGUUAGCUCAAUCUGCAAACCAGCAGCAGCAGCAGCAGCAACAGCAGCAGCAGCAGCAGCAGCAACAACAGCAGCAGCAGCAAGGAAGUGCAUUUGGACCAGGUGGAGGUGGUUUUGGAAGUGGAAGUAACUUCUCCUCCUGGCGGUAAUAAUUGCAUAAGGAGGUGGAGACUCGUGGAGAUAAAUUUAUUAUAAAAUUUUAAUUGCAUUAUAAAUUUAGUUUUCCAAACUGUUCUGUUAUAUAUCUAAUAAUAGAGGUAGGAAAACAGAUCUUAAAUUCAUAACUAUAUUCUGCUCCUCAUAUUUAUAAGGUUUUAGGAAUACCGUACUGUUGGAUAUUUUGCUGUAUACAGUACUUUGAAUUUGUUUCAAGUCCUGUACUUGAAUUUGAAGUUCAUAAAUAUUGAGAAUGAUUUUAAUGACCCCAUAUAUAUAUAUGAGAAGGAUAUGAAAUAAGAUAUUUUAUCAUUGGUUGUGUUUCUAAUUUAUAAUUUACUUUCAUAGCUGUUUUGUCUGUUAGUAGUUGUUGUUUUCAGGAGGCAUAUGUUAUUGUCUCUUGAGUUUACUGGCUUUUGAGUUGAUAGGAAUGAUUAUUGUGUUCAGGGACAUGGUAAACUGUUUGUAGCAUUCUGGGACAUUGAGAAGUUUGCAUGAAGGAUUUAUCUUUGCCCUUCAGUUUUGUAUCUCUUAAAGCCAGAGCAUCCAGGUUCCUUCCCUUUAUUACUACUUGAUUCCAGCCACUCAACAUUAUGCAGGAGAAAACUUAUAUGUGUAAAAAAUAAAUAAAUAAAAACAUGACUAGA
Homarus americanus (American lobster) is the source of this 6798-nucleotide messenger RNA. RefSeq names its product nuclear pore complex protein Nup214-like (gene Nup214). Bases 127 to 6144 code for a protein of 2005 amino acids. The record is from RefSeq and is a predicted model, not a curated record. The transcript is spliced from 21 exons. Gene Ontology annotation, molecular function: protein binding. Lineage: Eukaryota; Metazoa; Arthropoda; Malacostraca; Decapoda; Nephropidae.